Molecule: messenger RNA, 788 nt
Organism: Sinocyclocheilus rhinocerous
Lineage: Eukaryota; Metazoa; Chordata; Actinopteri; Cypriniformes; Cyprinidae
Product: protein lin-28 homolog A-like
Exons: 4
Coding region: 1-615 (204 amino acids)
Biological process (GO): pre-miRNA processing
Cellular component (GO): nucleus; cytoplasm
Molecular function (GO): zinc ion binding; mRNA binding
Source: RefSeq, a predicted model, not a curated record
AUGUCACUGAUUUUCUUGUUUGUGUGCUUUUAUCUAGGGGGCUGUGCAAAGACCGAGGAGGAGGAAGCUGCGAGCUCCGAGGAAGACUCGAGCUCGUUUCGUGGAAGUGGGGUCUGUAAAUGGUUUAAUGUGCGGAUGGGCUUCGGCUUUCUGUCCAUGACCCACCGGGAGGGCAUCUGUCUGGACUCACCCGUGGAUGUGUUCGUCCAUCAGAGCAAGCUUCAUAUGGAGGGCUUCCGCAGUCUGAAGGAAGGAGAAACUGUGGAGUUCACCUUCAAAAGGUCCUCUAAGGGUCUGGAGUCCUUACGGGUGACGGGGCCAGGCGGGGCACCGUGUGUAGGCAGCGAGAAGAAACCCAAGGGCACCCAAAAACGCCGUUUAAAAGGAGAUCGAUGCUUCAACUGUGGAGGGCCGAAUCAUCACGCCAAAGAAUGCCAGCUGCCACCUCAGCCAAAAAAGUGCCAUUUUUGCCAAAGCAUCACCCACAUGGUGGCCAACUGUCCAAUCAAAGCACAGCAGUUGUCACCGGGAUCUCAGGGAAAAUCAACAGCCUCCACUACAGGAGAAGAAGAGGACAUGAGCCACACCCCCUUCCCUCCCGACAGCUCUGAUUAGUCGAGGAAGGUUGUCAGGGGAACACAAGCACCAAUCAAAAAGUUUCAAUGGAAAGCUGCUUUUGGAACUAACUCAGGUUUUUCUUUUUCAAACAGCAGAAAUGAAUGUCGCCGCUCACUUUUGAACUUUAGUCAGGAAAUUCAAACCGGAUUAAAUUAAUAUAGAAUGUUAUA